AUGAAACACAGCAUUCUAGAAAAUAUAUUCAUAUUUGAACAGACUGCAACAGCGAUAUUCAUCACUUUGAAUAUAGCAGCUCAAACAACUCCUGCAACCCUUACUCCUCUGGUGCUCCCUAAACACUGGAGUGAUGAAGCGCCAUGCAAAAAACGAGAAGACUAUCUGGAAUGGUCAGAAUAUUUUAUGGCUGUUGCUUUUCUAUCAGCGCAAAGAAGCAAGGACCCAAACUCACAAGUUGGAGCAUGUAUUGUGAACUCUGAAAACAAGAUUGUUGGCAUAGGAUACAAUGGGAUGCCAAAUGGUUGCAGUGACGAUCUUUUACCUUGGGCAAGAAAAGCAUCAAAUAAACUGGACACCAAAUAUUUGUAUGUUUGCCACGCGGAAUUAAAUGCAAUUCUGAACAAGAACUCUGCCGAUGUGAAGGGAUCCACAAUGUAUGUGGCCUUGUUUCCCUGUAAUGAAUGCGCUAAACUCAUCAUCCAGUCAGGCAUAAAGAAAAUUAUUUACAUGUCCGAUAAGUAUUGUGAAAUGGCAGAAAUGAAGGCCUCCAAGCGUCUUUUAGAUAUGGCUGGUGUAGAAUGUAGUCCAUUUACUCCGAAGCACAGAAAGAUUGUCAUCGAUUUUGAUUCAAUAAACAAGAUUGAAAAUCGUGACAUAACGUGCUCCACUGCCCCUGGGUGUUCCCACUGAAGCCUCAAAUCCUCCACUGCGGAGAAACUCAAUUGCUCCUUUUUAUAUCUUGAAUUGUAUUUUUAAAAAAAAGUUUAAAUGUUGGGUUAGGACUAAACUGCUGUUAGAUGUACGUAAGGUACUGUAAUGUGCUUUUUGUUUCCACAACAAGAAUUUCUUUCAUACAAUAUUGUUAACAGAAGGGGUGUGAGAGGAAACUCUGUGAGAUUUAUUUUUGAAGCUUGUUUUAGAAAGAAUUCUACAGAGGCAAAUGUUAUUGGAGGAGGGUGUUACAUGUUGCAUAUUUUUUAAAACAAAUGUAUUUGCUAAAACAAGCAAAAAGCACUCCGGGACACUGCCCUGCAUGAGGGGUGCUAUAUACAUGUAAGUUGUUGUUGUAUACACUUUGGUUGCUUAGGAAUUGUAUGUGGGAAAUUUUGUUUUCGUUUACUUACAUUUGACUUGUGGGAAUAAAAUACAGGUGGAGAUAAAA
Molecule: messenger RNA, 1165 nt
Organism: Callorhinchus milii (elephant shark)
Lineage: Eukaryota; Metazoa; Chordata; Chondrichthyes; Chimaeriformes; Callorhinchidae
Gene: dctd
Product: dCMP deaminase
Exons: 7
Coding region: 1-693 (230 amino acids)
Biological process (GO): dTMP biosynthetic process; dUMP biosynthetic process
Cellular component (GO): cytoplasm
Molecular function (GO): zinc ion binding; dCMP deaminase activity
Source: RefSeq, a predicted model, not a curated record